AUGGCAAAGAUGGAUUUCUGCGAGGUAAUCAUCGAAAGUAUUAAGGAAGGAGCCAAUAUAUGGCAGAAGCACAGGUUGUUGCCUCAGGAAGAAACGAACAAAAAGCAUCUCAAUGGUUUGGCACAGGGACCAGUAAUAAUGUACCUCGACUCCCUGCUGCUGCCGACCGACACAACAGAAAUGCGCAAGAUUGCAAAGACAAUGGACAAGACAUCAUUACCGCGAGCAAACCACCUAAAAGAGAGUGACCUAAAGAAAAUAACUAGAGCAGACAUGAAAAGGGACGGAAAAGCACGACCAGAUGACUAUGAAUUUGGCAAGAUAAAGACAUGGAAAGGAACAGCAGAGAGGAUCUUCUAUGCCAGCAGAACAACACCUUCGUAUUCAAUACAGAUGAUACCAGCACAACAACAGGAGCACCAGCAGACGACCAAGCUACUACCACCUCCAACCAAGCGCCAGGACGAAGCACAUGUCAGCACGAGUGGAAGCAAGGAACCAGUCACAGGCACCAGCACAGGAUCAUAUGAAAUAUUCGGAAGGAUAGAUGAAAUGUUGAAACAAGUACUCGACGAAACAAAACAGAUACUGAAAAUAAAGACCAGGGCUGGACACCAAUGCAGUGAACAAGAGGAGAAAUUAGAUGAAAACAUGAAGAUCUCAGUGGUGCAACAAACAACGGCCCUGAUUGAUUCUCUCGAACAACUUAGAAAAUUUCAGGACAUUGUUUACAGAGUGAGCUUACCAGAAGAGACGACGCUGAAGUUGCAGGAUGGAGCAGACGCAGGAGCCACAGCUGCACUUGUACAUGGCAACCACACGAAAGAAGUCGCUACCACAGCAGAACCAGGAGCGAGGAGAAAAAGGAAGAAGGAAGAACAAGACCAACAAAACAAACAUGAAAGGAAGAAAAGAAUAACAAAAUCAAGAACACAGACCUCGAGAACUAGCCAGAGGGAGACAAAAGAACAUAACAAGGUGCAAAAAGAGCAAAGCAAGGAGCACGUAUCAACCAAUACAGCAAGUGCCGAAGGACAGCAAGAACAAGGUAGAAAAGUAGCUGCAGAAGUAGAGAAUCAACAUGAGAAACGGGUAUUACAAGCACAGCAAAGAGAAGAGGAUGCCCAUGGAAAACAGAAAGUUCAUAUAGAAGAGCUCUUCAGCACAAGAGCAUUUCAUAUGACUGAUACAGGUGAGAAAGCCUCAGACACUGCACCUGGUGACACACCCAAGGCUGGUAUACAAAGCAAAGAAAAAGUGGACACACAAACGGAUAUCCCAACCACCGGCGCAAAGGUAAAAUUCAACAAGAACCAUUUUUCCAAAAUUUAUAAGAAAUGUACUGCCCAGCACAACCUGUCACGGAAACAAACGAGGACGGUCAUGCCGAAGAACAGCAAGCAGUACAAACAGAACAAACCAAAAAACAAGGGCAAAUGGCGACUAAAAUGGUACCCAGUACGCCGACCAAAGAGCAGUCUUCACGUGACAAACACAACUGAGAAAGACAUGCCACCAGCAUCGAAGACCAACAAGAAGAAAGAAACAAAUGAAGCAGAAGAUGUGCCUCAAGAAGCGAUAGAAAGUGUUCUACCGCUCGACAAUAUGCAAGAAACAGAGGAGAGCACCAAUAUUCAAGACCAACAAACACAACAACACAAGGGAAUGGAACAAGCAGAAGAUGUUCUUCCAACAACGGACAGUAAACCUCAACAAGACACGCACGUAGACACAAGCAAAGAAGCAAAGGGCCACGGUGCAUUGGAAGACCAUGCAGCAAACAUUCCAGAGAGAGAGUCAGACAACAACAAGAAAAAGGCCGCACCAUCAUACAAGAAACAUUGUGCUGUAAAAGAUGUUGCCGCCACAAACACGAUGGUAAGCCAGGACGACACUCAAACAGAACGCGAACCAUUGAUCAUACAAAACCUGGCCAUCGAAGAAGGCACAAAAGAUGAAGGGAUCGAACGCCUGUACAACAACGUCAUGACAGCGAAUAAGGACAAAGGACUCGACUGUGCGUUCUAUAUGUUCAUGAACGCAAAGCACUACACCGACGGUGGAGAAACAGUGUACCUAACAGAAGAACAAGUCCCGGAGUUGAGGAAGAGAAUUCUAUAUCAAAUAAUCAGCCAAUACAGAGAUACGGCCGCACUGUCAUUAAUCAACUACACCAAAGAUAUGCUGAACUCUGAGGUCGCUAUGGAAGACAGUGAAAUGCAACGAAUACAUUGUGACAUAAUUCAAGAAGAGAUUCCUCCAACUCCAGAGCAUAUUGGGACGAGCGCUCAAGAGAUACAAGUUAUUGGCAUUAAUGACACAAGCAGCGAUGAGGAGAAACAAGACUAUCAACCGGUGCUCGGUCUCAAUUAUGAUAACGGAGAGCUAUCAGAAUUCAACGAGGACGAAGCACUAAAAGGAUUUGAACUCCUCGUGGGAGGUAAAGACAUCCUCCAUUCGAAGAUGAUCAUGAUACCUCAUCACACAAACAACCACUACACGCUCUAUGUACCGAACAAGUACAGAGAUAGCAUCGACAUCCUUGACUCACUGAACUACGUAAACUACGCCGAUUUGUCUUGGAGUCAACACCACGUGCAUCGAGAAGAACUGGGCGUUCCAAAGGUGAACAAAGGUGAAACCCCGUUUUCUGUUCUAAGGUUCGCGCAUCUCUUUGAUGGCAACCACUUCAUCGAAGAGAUAGAUAAUUUCGACGAUGGCACAGAACAAUGGAAAGCACAACAACUGUGCAAGCUACUAUUUAGUGAUCAGAAUACAAUCGAACCCAGCGAAAUGGGCGAUGAGAUUAGAAAGAUCUACGACGACAUCACGGAAUAA
Aegilops tauschii subsp. strangulata is the source of this 2838-nucleotide messenger RNA. NCBI's taxonomy places the organism in Eukaryota, Viridiplantae, Streptophyta, Magnoliopsida, Poales, Poaceae. The record is from RefSeq and is a predicted model, not a curated record.